CUAUCUCUUUCUCUCUCUCUCUCUCUCUCUCUCUCUCUCUCUCUCUCUCUCUCUCUCUCUCUCUCUCUCUCUCUCUCUCUCUCUCUCUCUCUCUCAGUAGCAGCAGCAGCAGAGAGCCGACACCCUGGAGGUGUCAGUUUGACCCUGUGCUUUCUCAAGAGCAACUAGUCAGUCAGGUUCACGGUUAUGUUAUCUUCGUGUUGGUUGGUGUGCUUGCGCAUGUUUCCGUACACUGAAUACAAAUUUAAGAAACUAAAUCUGCAAUAUUCGAGAUUAUUUAAGUUUAUGAAUAACAACUUUCUUUGAAUUUAACUUUAUUUUGUUUUAAUGGUGAAAUGAUUCUUAUUGAACAGAAUAAAAUUCGGCGCAAUCCUCAUAUUCAUAUAUCAUAGAAUCUUCCAGUGGAUAUCAUCUGUUUUUCCUGCCUUCGUUGUCAUGUGUUCGAUUUCCCUGUACUACAAGGAGCCCUGUGUAAGCUCGAGUUCAGCUGAAAGAGAGUGAGUGAGAGGGAGAAGAGAGUGGAGAGGGAUAGGAUAGGGAGAGAGGCGUGGCUGGUCAGAGAGGGCAUGGUUGAUCUUAAGAGAGAGGUAAUAUCAAAUUUAUAUGUUAUAUAAUAAAUAACUCCUAUGUUAUGUAACAUAUAAUUAUGUUAUAUAACAUUAUUUAAGUUUGUGAAAAUAUACGAGCAUCCUGAGUGAAAUAAUUUAUCCAUAUGCACACAUGUUUAUCUUAGUCAUUCACCCACUUCAAACAUAUUUGUGCAAUAUAAUAUUAAUAAUAAUAAUAAUAAUAAUAAUAAUAAUUUAUUUAGGUAAGGUACAUACAUAAAGAGAUUUUACAAAGUUUGUUGGCUUUAUAGAUAGAGCUAGUACAUACAAUGCCUAAAGCCACUAUUACGCAAAGCGUUUCGGGCAGUACAAUACAGUACAUUGUUGUGUCUGUAGUAAGAGCCAAGAUAUAUAUUAAGUCAGAACUUGUAUACUUCCUCUCCCAGAUACGUUGAACACUGCCGAGGCAGACAGGGAGGGCGGGACGAGCCCAGGCCACUUGUCACGGGUUGAUCCUGUGAACACAGUGGCAAGCAAACAUGUCCAAAGGCAGAAGGUUAAGCUAAACACACAGUCAGACGAACAGGCGUAAUUUAAAGUAUUCGUUCAAGGACAACAGCUGCUCCUUUUGUCAAAACCGAGACAAAUACUUUUUUUUUAGAAUUGGACGUAUUUGUUUCAUAUUUAUACUUUUCGAAUCUUUUUCUAGCAUGUUGCUAGAAAAUGCUGUGCUCGGAUGGUCCGCAUGAGGUCAUUCCAGUGACCAUAAUAUUCAGAGAAGACAUUGCAACCACAUGCUGGGGACGUCGACCUUCCCUGCUUCAGUGGACAGAGCUCGCCAGUCGUCCCUUCCAACUCCUACCGUUCACCUUACUCCUGAGGGGACUCUUCUGGAUCCAAUAUGCCGUAGAGGAUCUCGCAACUGUGCGGUUAGAUACUACUCAACUGUAGUAUACGACACUAAGAACGGCUUCCCAUUUUCAAUCUAACAAAAUUCUGGCUUCGAGUGAGAGCUGAUUUCUCAAAACGACAACAAAAGUACUUACUAGGCAACAAACGUGUCACUUCUGUUACGUGUGCAUUAAUAAAAUACACACUUAAAUGCCCAGAUAAAAUAAUCCACAAGUCUACGUGAAAAAUAAGUUAUUCGCUCUAAUAAUGUGACCAGGUCUUUGUGGGAAAAAAAAAAGUAGAAGUGAAAGUAGAAGUACUAAAUGGAGAACUAGGGUCUGAUCUGGCAUAAUCACAGGCCCUCGGCCUGCGGGCCGUUCCAAGCAACAGUCUGGUGAACCAAACUCUCACAAGUCAAGCCUGGCCUUGGGCCGGGCUUGGGGAGUAGAAGAACUCCCAGAGGCCCAUCAAGCAGGUAUCUCAUAAACUUGUAUCGACGCGUGAAAUUAUGCGGCCCGAUCGACUGAUCACCAUUGUUUUGUUGGUCUUACUUCACGGCCCCGAAGGGGACACCGCCGCUGCUACUGCAGGCCUCCAUGAUGAGCGAGGCCCCAAGAGGGACACCGUCGCUGCUGCUGCAGGCCUCCAGGACGAGGAAGGCCCCGAGGGGGACACCGCCGCUGCUACUGCAGGCCUCCAGGAUGAGCGAGGCCCCAAGGGAAGCACAGUCGCUGCUGCUGCAGGCCUCCAGGACGAGGAAGGCUCCAAGAGGGACACCGUCGCUGCUGCUGCAGGCCUCCAGGACGAGGAAGGCCCCGAGGGGGACACCGCCGCUGCUGCUGCAGGCCUCCAGGAUGAGCGAGGCCCCAAGGGAAGCACAGUCGCUGCUGCUGCAGGCCUCCAGGACGAGGAAGGCUCCAAGAGGGACACCGUCGCUGCUGCUGCAGACCUCCAGGACGAGCAAGGCCCCAAGGGGGGCACCGUCGCUGCUGCUGCAGGCCUCCAGGAUGAACAGAAAGGCGGUCUGUCAUUCUCCUCGGGAACGUCGCUACACCUCGAUGAUGGCCACAACGACCAGCAGGACGGUACGACAGUCGCCAGCAACACUCUUGCCCACAGCUUAGACAAUCAGAGGACACCCACGUGGUCCGCACCAUUCCCACACACCUCGCAAAGCCAAGUAACAGUGCAGCCUAUACACAUUUGGAACAACAACUUAUAUGUGUCGCAGAUUCCGCUUCCCUAUGCCAGUUUUCUACUCCCUCACGCAAGCACUUCACUGUUCUUUACAACGUCCAAUCUUCCCCAUGCAUCACUUCAACCACAGACAAUUCCCACUACUUCCUCAUCCCUGCUUAAUGUUGAUGGUAUGCAGAGGAAGCUAAUUCUCAUUCCAGAUUCUUUCCGCUCCCCUUUCUUUCAUGAACAACGUCCACUGCAAGACAACUCUCAAGGAAACCAACCUCUUGUAGGCCUCGUGCCUCAGAGACUUCAGUCCUCAGGUGAAUCAAAGGUGGCCAAAUCAUCCUUCAGCAUCACGAAGGAGGCUCUGUCAGGGGCAAUGAAGAAUAAACUGCAGAAGGCACCACAUGAAGUAUCAUUGAUGGAGCUGCAAGAUGUACCACAGGAAGCACAAGAAUCACAACAAGAGGCACUGCAAGAGUCACAACAAGAGGCACUGCAAGAGUCGCAACAAGAGGCACUGCAAGAGUCACAACAAGAGGCACUGCAAGAGUCACAAGAGGCACUGCAAGAGUCACAACAAGAGGCACUGCAAGAGUCACAAGAGGCACUGCAAGAGUCACAACAAAAAGCACUGCAAGAGUCACACCAAGAGGCACUGCAAGAGUCACACCAAGAGGCACUGCAAGAGUCACAACAAGAGGCACUGCAAGAGUCACAACAGAAAGCACCGGACACACAACAGGAGGCACUGGAGGUAUUACAGGAGACACAGGAGGAGGUUUCAUUGUUGCCUGCAAUCUUGGAGUCAUUUGAACCAAUUGACAACCCUGGACUGCUCAAGACUAUACUAUUUCCCGGCAGACCUACUGAACCUGCAAGGUUCAGCAGUUCUACUUCUGGUUUAGAGGCAAUUAUUUUUCCUUCAGCAAUUCCACCUGCAGCUGAAAAGGCUCCAACAACACCUUCAGCUACCUCGACACUUCCCAUCGUGUACCCCACCUCUACCCCACACUCCACUGUCACAAUAGCUUCACCUCCCGAUGCUGGAGUAACAGACAUCAAAAUCAGCAUAUUUAUACCGCGAUUUCCCUGUACUACAAGGAGCCCUGUGUAAACUCGAGUUCAGCUGAAAGAGAGAGUGGGAGGGAGAAGAGAGUGGAGAGGGAUAAGGAGGGAGAGAUUGAAAAUUGAGUUUUCUACUCAAGCUUCUUUAACUAGAAGUUGUUGUGCUUUUGUGCAAUUUAUACUAGACAUUUUGACCUUUUAAAGAAGUGAUGUCUAGAUGCCUUCUAAUUUGUUUAGUAUUUUAAAGGCUUCAAUGAGAUCAAGCCAGUUGUGGUAUGUUUGUAGUUGCUUGUCCUAGAGCCCUUAACCAAGAUUAUUUUUGCCACUGCAAAGAACAUUUUCCAGUGUGGUUGUAUUUUUUUCCAGAUAUCUCUAUACUUUUAUGCAGUAGUCCAGGUGAGAGCACAUAAUAAUAAUAAUAAUAAUAAUAAUAAUAAUAAUAAUAAUAAUAAUAAUAAUAAUAAUUGAGAAGAAGUAUAGGUCAAGAAUUGUCUCUACAGAAUUUUCAAAGAUUUACUCAUCAAUGCUGU
Molecule: messenger RNA, 4219 nt
Organism: Procambarus clarkii (red swamp crayfish)
Lineage: Eukaryota; Metazoa; Arthropoda; Malacostraca; Decapoda; Cambaridae
Product: ataxin-2 homolog
Source: RefSeq, a predicted model, not a curated record